Pseudovirgaria hyperparasitica is the source of this 1318-nucleotide messenger RNA. Its product is annotated as aromatic compound dioxygenase. The record is from RefSeq and is a predicted model, not a curated record. Gene Ontology annotation, molecular function: oxidoreductase activity, acting on single donors with incorporation of molecular oxygen, incorporation of two atoms of oxygen; ferric iron binding. Lineage: Eukaryota; Fungi; Ascomycota; Dothideomycetes; Acrospermales; Acrospermaceae. The transcript is spliced from 2 exons. The coding region runs from base 1 to 1269 and encodes 422 amino acids.
AUGGUUCAACUCAGUUCAUUCCUCUCCGCAGCGGCGGCUUCGGUAUUCCUAGGCACUAACAUUGUGCUUUCUCAUCCUGGACAUGAUGUCAAGGCCGAGUAUGCUCAGCGUCAUGCUGCUCUAGAAGCCAUGCCCUUGGAGAAGAAGAGCUUAGCUCGCUGUGCUGAGAAGCUUAAGGCUCGUGGUCAUGAAGCCAAGCUCAAGGCCAGACGUGAGGGCAUCGUUGCCAAUCUGAGGGAGAAGAGGUCCAUCGAACGCCGAGGCUUCCUCCGCGCGCGUGACUUGGACACGGUGCUUGCCACCGAUCACCACUCCAACCUCACGGGAGUCUCAAUUGAUUCGUCUGCCGAUGAUCUCUUCGGUACCCAGAAAUCGUGUAUUCUCUCCCCCGAGGUCACCCAAGGCCCCUACUACGUCAGCGGCGAGCUCAUCCGCCAGGACAUUACCGAAGGCGGCGAUGGCGUGCCACUCACCGUUGAUGUCCAGCUCUUAGAUGUCAACACCUGCGAGCCUGUUCCCGAUGUCCUUGUCGACUUCUGGCACUGCAAUUCGACCGGUGUUUACAGCGGCGUUAUAGCGUCCGGCAAUGGCGACCAGUCAGACACCACCAACAUCGACAAGACCUUCCUCCGCGGUAUCCAACAAACCAACGAAGACGGAGUCCUCACCUUCGACACGCUCUUCCCGGGCCACUACACCGGCCGUGCAGUCCACAUACACAUCCUCUCCCACACCGGUGCCACCCUACAAGCCAACAACACCAUCACCGGCGGCAACACCUCACACGUCGGCCAGAUCUUCUUCGAUCAAGACCUCAUCUCCACCGUCGAAGCCCAGGAGCCCUACGCCAGCAACACCCAAGAACUCACCGAAAACAGCAAAGACGACAUUCUCGCCGAGGAGGCAGGUGAUAUUGACCCUUUCAUCGAGUACGUCCUUGUCGGUGACGAUAUCUCCGAUGGCGUCUUUGGCUGGAUCGCAUUUGGCAUUGAUCCCAGCGCUAGCUACGAUGUAUCGCCGGCCGUCAUGUAUUAUGCUGAGGGAGGUGUGGAGAAUGAGAAUUCGAACUUCGUGGGUCCGGGUGGUGCUGGGGGUCCGCCGAGUGGCGCUCCAGAUGUGCCGGGUGCGCCAGGCACUACACCUGGUGCGGCUGCAACGCCCACGCCGACGAUUGCGGGGGUUGUGAGUGCAAGGACUGGAGCUGCAGCAAAGAAGGGCCUCGCGCUUGGAGCGGCAAUGGCGUUGCCAUUCGUGCAUCUCCUUGGCUGAGGGAUGCCGCCAGUCAGAGGGGGACUAGGGUAUAAGCUGAUGCUUAAGG